Taeniopygia guttata (zebra finch) is the source of this 1090-nucleotide messenger RNA. The record is from RefSeq and is a predicted model, not a curated record. NCBI's taxonomy places the organism in Eukaryota, Metazoa, Chordata, Aves, Passeriformes, Estrildidae.
UGCGCACGCGCGGCCGCGGGGCGGGGCGGGGCGGGGCCGUUGCCGCGGUGACCGGGACGCGCCGUGGGGGCCGCCAUGGAGCUGGUGGGGCCCCGGUACCUGGGGGGCGUCGUGCGCGGCAGGAUGGAAGGAUUCGGCUACUACACGCUGCCGACGGGCACCGAGUACCGGGGCUCGCUGUGGGACGGGAUGUUCCACGGGAAGGGCCAGCUGCUGCGCCCCAAAGGCGGCGGAUACCGGGCGCUCUGGGACCGCGGGGUGCCCACGCAGGUACGGCCGGGGGGGUUCACCCUCAGGGGUCUCCGCUGGCAGAGGUUGGAGGGGAAACACGCGGAUUUCCGAGCCCAGGCAGCGUUCGGCCCCUCGGGGUACGGGGGAGGCUGCUGGCGGCCCGGCACCGCGGACAGGAUUCCCGACAAAGGGCGAGCGGGGCCGCGCUGGCCCUGCCGGUGCUUCUGUCCAUCCAUCACGGUUAUUAACUCUGCUCUCAGACGUGUUUUGCAGGGGAAAUACACUUUUAUAGAUGGUCUUGAAUACGAAGAGGAAAAAUGGCUUUACUGCGAUGGCUACGACAGAAGAUUCUAUACAGAAAUCCGUUCUGGUUUUAAACCACCAGGCAUUGCUCAGCUUACAAAUCUGGAUCCUCCCAAAAUAAUCCCAAAAGGUUGUUAUGACUUUGCUGAUGGAUUCUAUAACCCCAAAACCAGAGUAAUUGUUGACUACAAACGCAGGUUUCUGAAAAAUGCAGAAAUAGGACUCCUGGCACCUUUGUAACAGAGUUUGGUCAAUAGAAAGAUCGGAAGAUUUCCCAGUUUUUCAGUGAAAAGUAGAAACUACAAGACGUUAUUUUUAAUGCAAAGCAGAGAGGUACAAGAAGAGCUGUGACAGUCAGAUUUUAGACCCUCUUGAAUAUCAGAAAAGCCCAUAAAUUUCAAAGAGAAAAUACAAUCAAAGCCAGGAAAUUUUUUAUACUGAGAUGGAAAAGAUCUCAGCAGAUUGCCUGGGUCACCUGUCUUGAUGAAAAGCAAAGAUAUUUUUGAUGAAAAUUGCCUUGUUUCUCCUGUGGUUUUCACAGGAAUGGGUUAAAUAA